AAACCAAGCUCGCCACUAUCUUUCACUUCCUUCACGUGCAAAACCUUCACUUCUCAGCUGGCAUCUGGGGCGCGCGAGGCACAGAAACCUCUAGAAUCCACCGUCUGCAACCAUGGGUAUCUCUCGGGAUUCGAUGCACAAGAGGCGUGCCACUGGUGGCAAGAAGAAGGCUUGGAGGAAGAAACGAAAGUAUGAGCUUGGAAGACAACCAGCAAAUACCAAGUUGUCGAGCCAGAAGACCGUUCGAAGGAUUAGAGUUCGUGGUGGGAACAUAAAGUGGCGUGCCUUAAGGUUGGAUACGGGGAACUAUUCUUGGGGGAGUGAGGCUGUGACCCGGAAGACUCGAAUUUUGGAUGUGGUCUAUAAUGCAUCAAACAAUGAGUUGGUGAGGACCCAGACCUUGGUGAAAAGUGCAAUUGUUCAGGUUGAUGCUGCACCAUUUAAGCAGUGGUAUCUUCAGCACUAUGGAGUUGACAUUGGUCGCAAGAAGAAAAGUGUUGCUUCUUCCAAAAAAGAAGGAGAGGAGGGUGAAGCUGCUGCUGAGGAGACAAAGAAGAGCAAUCACGUCUUGCGAAAACUGGAGAAACGUCAACAGGAUCGCAAGCUUGGCCCACAUGUUGAAGAGCAAUUUGGUAGUGGCCGCUUGCUAGCUGCAAUCUCUUCACGACCUGGCCAGUGUGGUCGUGCAGAUGGAUAUAUUUUGGAGGGCAAAGAGUUGGAGUUCUAUAUGAAGAAACUCCAGAGGAAGAAAGGAAAGGGUGCCAGUGGUACUGCUUAAAUUUUGUUACCUAAACUUGGUGUGUUUGAAAUUAGAAUUACUUAACCCCCAGGGGCCAGUGGGCCUGUUGAAACUCCUAUUAGAAAGGCAUGGAACUAAAGAUUGGUUCAAGUGUUUGAGACUCUUAGCAUCACUUAGUGUUUAUCAAUGUGUUUUAUGGUUGAUGAGACAAACUUAGCUCCAUUUAUAUUUGUGUGCACUAUUGUCUGGAAAUUUGGGUGUCACUGGCCUUAGCUGAUUUCCCAUGUUGAGAUGGAUUAGUUUGUCUGAUGGGUCAUUUGUGGUUGAGUGCCAAUGGUGAAGAAGGGACAGUAUAAAUAAAUUUCUAUUGUUUAACGUGAUAGAAGUUCAACUUACACUGACCUUGUGAAGGAUAUGUUCUUAAAAAGAUCACUAUAUCGUGCGAGGUGUGU
Molecule: messenger RNA, 1191 nt
Organism: Ilex paraguariensis (yerba mate)
Lineage: Eukaryota; Viridiplantae; Streptophyta; Magnoliopsida; Aquifoliales; Aquifoliaceae
Source: the annotation of a GenBank genome assembly